GACACACUUUCUUUCACACCUCUCUUCGCCUUCUCUACCGUUUCCUCUCUCUCUCUCUCUCGUUUCAAUUUCUCCCAUCCCAUAUUAAUGUCAAAACCGUAGAGAGCUUUCCACAAGUUCCCCAGAAUAACAACCAAAAAUCAAUGGCGACAGCUUCUCUCCACUUCUUCUCCCUUUCUUCUCUCCUCUGCUUCCUUCUCCUCUCCGCCGUGUCUUUCGCCGCCGACCCUUUCGUCUCCUACGACUUCAAAGUCUCUUACAUCACUGCUUCCCCUCUCGGCGUUCCUCAACAGGUGAUAGCCGUGAAUGGGCAGUUUCCAGGGCCUCUGCUUAAUGCAACGACCAACUACAAUGUUGUUGUUAGAGUCUCUAAUCACUUGGAUGAGUCUCUUCUCUUGACUUGGUCUGGCAUCCAAAUGAGGCGUAACUCGUGGCAAGACGGUGUUCUUGCCACAAACUGCCCAAUCCCUCCGAGGUGGAACUUUACUUACCAGUUUCAAGUGAAGGAUCAAAUUGGGAGCUUCUUCUACUCUCCCUCGCUCAACUUUCAGAGAGCUUCUGGUGGUUUUGGUCCUAUUGUGGUUAAUAAUAGAAACAUUAUUCCUAUUCCUUUCCCACAGCCGGAUGGAGAAAUCAUCUUCAUGAUUGGUGAUUGGUACACUCAGGACCAUAAAGCACUGAGGAGAAUACUUGACUCUGGGAAAGAACUUGGGAUGCCUGAUGGAGUUCUAAUCAAUGGGAAGGGUCCUUAUAAGUAUAACAGUAGUGUUCCUGAUGGAAUUGAUUACUUGACUGCUCAUGUUGAACCAGGGAAGACAUACAGGGUCCGUGUUCACAACGUUGGGAUCUCGACAAGCCUGAACUUCAGGAUUCAGAAUCACAAUUUGCUUUUGGUGGAAACCGAUGGUCACUAUACCUCACAGACAAACUUUACUGAUUUCGAUAUUCAUGUAGGACAGUCGUAUUCAUUCCUUGUAACCAUGGACCAAAACGCCACAAGUGACUACUACAUUGUGGCCAGUGCUAGAUUUGUGAAUGAAACCGUGUGGCAAAGAGUCACUGGUGUCGCCAUUCUCCAUUAUUCUAACUCCAAUGGACCUGCUUCUGGUCCUUUACCAGUUCCAAAAACAGAUGUUUCUGCUCCGUGGUCAGCAAUGACCCAGCCAAGGGCCAUUAGGCAAAAUACAUCUGCUAGUGGAGCCCGUCCAAACCCCCAGGGAUCAUUUCACUACGGUCAAAUAAACAUUACUAACACAUACAUCUUGAGAAGUUUGCCUCCAACAACGAUUAACGGGUCACUUCGUGCUACACUUAACGGGAUUUCGUUUGUGAAUCCACGCACUCCAGUGAGGCUUGCGGAUCUCCAUAAAGUGAAAGGAGAUUAUAAGCUGGACUUUCCUGACAGGCCUUUUGAUAGACCUCCUCGUUUGGAUACAUCUAUGAUCAACGCAACAUACAAGGGCUUUAUACAAGUUGUUUUCCAGAACAAUGACACCAAGAUACAGAGCUUCCAUGUUGACGGCUAUACGUUCUUCGUUGUUGGGAUGGACUUUGGUGUUUGGUCUGAAGACAAGAAGGGUUCAUAUAACAAUUAUGAUGCCAUCUCAAGAAGUACAAUAGAGGUUUACCCAGGAGGAUGGACGGCUGGACUUAUUUCACUUGAUAACGUUGGAGUGUGGAACAUAAGAGUAGAGAAUCUUGACAGAUGGUAUCUUGGUCAAGAAACUUACAUGAGGAUCAUAAACCCUGAGGAGAAUGGCCAGACAGAGAUGGAUCCCCCUUCCAAUGUCCUUUACUGUGGCGCUCUUAAGAACAUGCAGAAGGAGCAACACCAUUCAGCUGCAACCUCUAUAUUAAAUGGACACUUGAAGCUAAUGUUUAGCAUGCUAAUGGCAUUGGUUUUCACUUUUUGCUGAGCUUUUUUAUAUCUUUUGUGUUGAUCGACCUGGAGGAAGUGAAGUUCUCCGGUCUGUGUGUCAUGGUCUCCCUACUAGCUCGGCUGUAGAUCGUAGUUUAUGUUAAACAUUGGAUUAUUUUAGUGGUUUCAGGUUAAUUAGUCCUCAUAUUCCAUAGUUCCUGCGUGGUAUUCGAUCAAAUUGGUUCAGAAUCAUUUUGGAUUAUCUUGUGCCUUGGUCUUUCUUACCACUAUUCUCAAUUGUAAUGAAAAUGUUGUGGUUUGCUUUGUUGUUGUCUUCUUCUAAACCAUCCACAUCCUUCAUGUUUCUUGAUAUGUUUUCAAUCAGCAA
This is a messenger RNA of Eruca vesicaria subsp. sativa (arugula), 2246 nucleotides long. The record is from the annotation of a GenBank genome assembly. NCBI's taxonomy places the organism in Eukaryota, Viridiplantae, Streptophyta, Magnoliopsida, Brassicales, Brassicaceae.